AUGAGUGGAUAUACUGUUUUAAUUGUCAUGGCGGUGACAAUCAUCACGGGUGCUGUUUUUUGGAAAUAUGCGCCAAAGCAGGAUCAGACUGUAUGGAGAAGUACGGUUUCACUAUCAUUGGCAAUGAUGUUCCUCAUGUGGGCAUUUACGUACCUUGCGCAGUUGCAUCCGUUAGUGGCACCAAAGAGGAGUGAUCUUAGACCAGAGUAUGCUGAAGACUGA
Pichia kudriavzevii is the source of this 222-nucleotide messenger RNA. RefSeq lists its product as uncharacterized. Lineage: Eukaryota; Fungi; Ascomycota; Pichiomycetes; Pichiales; Pichiaceae. The transcript has a single exon. Gene Ontology annotation, biological process: proton transmembrane transport; vacuolar acidification. Gene Ontology annotation, cellular component: vacuolar proton-transporting V-type ATPase, V0 domain. The record is from RefSeq and is a predicted model, not a curated record. The coding region runs from base 1 to 222 and encodes 73 amino acids. Gene Ontology annotation, molecular function: proton-transporting ATPase activity, rotational mechanism.